ACAUCACCCUGCAAGAGCAGUCGAAUUUGAGGUAGAACCAAUGGAGUGACCCAGCAAGGAACACUGCUAGCUAAUCGAUCAUACAGUCGUUGUCCGGCAAGAAACGAGCUUCCAAAAACGUGGGCCUUUCAUACUCAGAAUAUCCCCCUUUAUCUACGAAACACCUCUUUACCGCUAGAGCGAAGACAGAGCAAAUGCAGAAUAUUUCUUAAUCGCCCGGUUUAAUAUAAGCAGUAUUCGUAUUUGAACUGCGCCUAGAGGCCCACAUACAAAUCGGGAAAAUAUUGAGCACUUUUAACGUAUGGGCACUCAUAAUUAGCAAACUGCAAAGUAAAUAUUAUUUUUUACGUGGUUCCAUGCAGCGAAAUUACCUAAGGUACAAAUACAUAGUCCCCAGAUAAUGUUCAAGUUAUUCCCACGUCACCGCGCCCCGGGUCCGGCACUGGAGCCAAGGUCGAGCUGAACGGAUACCGUAUAUAACGAGCCACCGGACGGACAGAAGGCAGUACAGCUCUGUACAGCUCACAGUCAACAUGGCCUACGUCAAGGUGCUGACCGCGUGUGCGCUGGUGGCCGCUGCUAGCGGAGCUCCCAGCGCACCCCUGGCCUACGGCCACGGUUACGCCCAUGGCUACGCCGCCUCUCCUGCCGCCUACGGCCUCGGCUACGCCGCCGUCGCACCGGCGCCCGUCGACGUGGUGGUCGGCCACGCUCCGGUCGCCAAGUCUGUCGAGGUGGUCGACUACGUGAACCCGCACCCCAAGUACGACUUCAGCUACGGCGUCUCGGACGGCUACACGGGCGACCACAAGUGGCAGGUGGAGAGCCGCGACGGUGACGUCGUGCGCGGACAGUACCGGCUCGUCGACCCCGACGGCACCGAGCGCGUCGUCACCUACACCGCCGACGACUACAACGGAUUCCAGGCCACCGUCGAGAAGCGCCCUCUCGGCUACACCGCACCCGUGGCUGCCCACGGCUACGCCGCCCCCGUGCCGGCCGUGGCUGCCCACGGCUACGCCGCCGCCGUUCCCACCGUGGCUGCCCACGGCUACGCCGCCGCCGUUCCCACCGUGGCUGCCCACGGCUACGCCGCCGCUGUUCCGGCCGUGGCUGCCCACGGCUACGCCGCCGCUGUUCCGGCUGUGGCUGCUCACGGCUACGCCGCCGCCGUUCCGGCCGUGGCCGUGCACGCCGCUCCGGUGGCCGUCUCCCACCAGUCGGUCACCAAGUCGAAGGGUUACGAUGUGCCCGUCGUCAAGGAGACGGUGCACACGGCUCCCGUCGUGGCCAAGGCGGUGCCGGCCGUUCACGCUGUCCACUCUGUGCACGCCGCGCCGGCCGUGCACUCUGUGCACACCGUGCACGCCGCCCCUGCCGUGCACUCCAUCAGCCACGGCUAUUAACUAACUCCUGUACUUUCUGUAAAAACUGUACAACUAUCCAAAGAACUGUGUUGCCACUGUGAAAUGUACAGAGCUGUAUGCUCCGUAAUUUGAUGAUCUUCCCUUCUGAAUGUUGUGUCGUGUUUAAUACAUGCCAAGACUGUA
This is a messenger RNA of Amphibalanus amphitrite, 1550 nucleotides long. Its product is annotated as larval cuticle protein A1A-like. The transcript has 2 exons. Lineage: Eukaryota; Metazoa; Arthropoda; Thecostraca; Balanomorpha; Balanidae. The record is from RefSeq and is a predicted model, not a curated record. Gene Ontology annotation, cellular component: extracellular matrix. The coding region runs from base 534 to 1406 and encodes 290 amino acids.